AUGGCAACCAAAAAAAGAACAAGAGACUCCUAUGAGUCUGAAGCAAACCCAGUAAAUACAGUACAACCAUCGAGAAUAAUAAAAAAUAUAAAACAAGACACAGAAACUAUAUCAGAAAGAACAAUAAAUAUAUUAAUGAAUUCACAAAAAAAUAAUAAUAACAAUAAUAACAACAAAGUCAAUAGUAGUACAGUUAAAGAUGUAGAGUUUACAAAUUUACAUCCAAAUAUACCUUCAGAUUAUUUCAGUUGUAGUGAUUGCACACAAGGUUCAUGCAGAUCAUGCUGUAAUAAUAGACAACUUAGAGAAUGUCCAUCUUGCUAUCAUAAAAUGUGCGGUCAUUGUGCCCAUUAUUGUGAAGGUUGCAAUGAUAUAGUUUGUUCAAAUUGUUGCGUCACAAAUAAUUCUAAUUCAAUACCCAAUUCUCAAAAAUGUGACUGUUGCUGCGAACAUAGUUUUGAUCAAACCUAUGACAUAGAUUUUUGUAUAGAUUGUAAUUAUAAUUCACACAAAUAA
Messenger RNA from Dictyostelium purpureum, 516 nucleotides. RefSeq lists its product as uncharacterized. NCBI's taxonomy places the organism in Eukaryota, Evosea, Eumycetozoa, Dictyosteliales, Dictyosteliaceae. The transcript is spliced from 3 exons. The coding region runs from base 1 to 516 and encodes 171 amino acids. The record is from RefSeq and is a predicted model, not a curated record.